CGGAUAAGCUUUGCCUACUAGCGAAUCAUGACCGACACGCUUGUGGGCACUGUUCCUAUUUCGGGUUAGUCAAAUCGGCCAAAUCAUUUUCGCAAGGGAACUUUCAACACCAACAAUGAUCAUCCGACCUAUCCUCAGACAACAAGACUUUACACCAUGAUAAUACGGCAAUUAGGUCUGCGGCAGGGCCGCAAUGUCUCUUUAAUCCGUCAAGGACUCGUCCGAUUCUCGUCUACCGAGACGACAACAACGACUACGACAAUUACAGCAGAACAGACACUCCCAUUGAGUGGAAAUGGCGAGUCGAGCUCUACUAUAGUACAAAGUGUGCAAGCAUCCCGUACUUCAACAUCGGUCUCUCCUGCAUUGAAAUCUCGCAAAGCUUUCUUACAGGCUGCGCGGCAACGCCAAAAACUCAAAAGCAUCGGCACAACAAUCUCCCAAACCUACGAUCCAAACACCCUACUCAAAAACCCCCCCAAACCAGCUGAAGUCACCCUCGAGUUACUCCUAGCCUCCCAAUCCCAUUUGGGCCACACCACCUCACGCUGGAACCCACAAAACUCGCGAUACAUCUUCGGUAUCCGAGAAGGUGUACAUAUCAUCUCCCUGGACGUGACAGCCGCGUACCUCCGCCGAGCCGCAAAGGUAGUCGAAGAAGUCGCUCGACGCGGUGGAUUGAUUCUUUUCGCCGGAACCCGCCCCGGACAAAAAGAAUGUGUCGUUCGCGCUGCUGAAAUGGCCAGGGGAUAUCACGUCUUUGAGCGCUGGAUUCCGGGCAGUUUGACAAACGGACAACAGAUCCUGGGUAAUUGUGAAAUCAAAGUCGUCAAUGCCCUAGAUGAAGAAUUACCAGACUACAAGCAAUACUUGACCGAACGACCAGUCCUCAAACCUGAUCUUGUGAUUUGUCUAAACCCGAUUGAGAAUGAGGUCUUGUUACAUGAGUGUGGGUUGAAUAAUAUUCCUACAAUCGGGAUUAUUGAUACCGAUGCGGAUCCCACGAGGGUUACGUAUCCUAUCCCCGCGAAUGAUGAUAGUUUGAGGUGUGUGCAACUUAUUGCUGGUGCGUUGGGGAGGGCUGGGGAGGAAGGGCAGAGGUUGAGGCUGUUGGAGGCGCAGCAGGGUAGAUUUACUUAUACGCCUGUUGGGGAGAGGGAUGUUAAGCGUUCGUCGGAGGGUCAGGAGUAGUUUUUUUCUGGUUUGCCGUUUGGCUUCGUUGCUUGUAUACAUAAAAUUUCAGAUGUGCCUAGUGCCGCGUGUAUGAAUAUAUUACUUAUUUAGUGUACGUCUUCAAAGGGUUUGGUUCAUGGGUGCUAGAUGAAUUGAUUGCAGUCUAUCUUCA
This is a messenger RNA of Talaromyces stipitatus ATCC 10500, 1345 nucleotides long. RefSeq names its product mitochondrial 37S ribosomal protein MRP4. NCBI's taxonomy places the organism in Eukaryota, Fungi, Ascomycota, Eurotiomycetes, Eurotiales, Trichocomaceae. Gene Ontology annotation, cellular component: ribosome; mitochondrial small ribosomal subunit. The coding region runs from base 157 to 1191 and encodes 344 amino acids. The record is from RefSeq and is a predicted model, not a curated record. The transcript is spliced from 3 exons. Gene Ontology annotation, biological process: translation. Gene Ontology annotation, molecular function: structural constituent of ribosome.